Molecule: messenger RNA, 957 nt
Organism: Vicia faba (fava bean)
Lineage: Eukaryota; Viridiplantae; Streptophyta; Magnoliopsida; Fabales; Fabaceae
Source: the annotation of a GenBank genome assembly
AUGGAAAUCGCCUCCUCCCGCCACCGCCGGAAAGACAAAGUCCUUGUCAUCAUGGGCGCCACCGGCUCCGGAAAAUCCCGCCUUUCAGUAGAACUUGCCAACCUCUUCCCCUGCUUCGAAAUAAUCAACUCCGAUAAAAUCCAAGUCUACAAAGGACUCGACAUCACCACCAACAAGAUCCCAUUUCAUCAACGCAACAACAUCCCACAUCAUCUCAUCGGCGAUAUCGAUCCCUCCCACGGAGAGUUCUCCCCUUCAGAUUUCCGCCGCCACGCCGGAGAUAUAAUCUCCGAUAUAAUUUCCCGGAGGAAGCUCCCCAUUAUCGUCGGAGGGUCCAACUCAUUCAUUCACGCUCUCCUUGUAGAACGAUUCAACCCUGAGUCAAACAUCUUCGAUGAAGACUCUUCAUCUUCUUCAUCAUCAUCAAAAACAAUAUCCUCGGAUUUAAGGUACAAAUGUUGUUUUCUCUGGAUGGAUAUAUCAUUUCCUGUAUUAUCCGAAUAUUUGCUGAAACGAGUCGACGACAUGUUUGACUCGGGAAUGGUGGACGAGUUGGCUGAGUUUUAUAAACCCGGUUCGGAUAACCCGGAUAACCGAACCGGUUUGAGAAAAGCAAUCGGAGUACCCGAGUUCGACCGGUUUUUUAUCCAAUAUCCACCAGGUGAACCACUCAUUGAAGACGAAGUUCAUAAUCCUAUGCGAGAAGGUGCAUACGAGGAAGCAGUGAAGGCGAUUAAAGAUAACACGUGUCAGCUAGCCAAGAGACAGAUAGGGAAGAUCCUACGGUUAAAACGGGCUGGGUGGGACCUACGGAGACUCGAUGCCACGGAGGCGUUUAGGGCGGUGCUGACAUCAGAUUCUCACGGCGGUGACGGCGGAGAGGGAUAUUCCGGUAUAUGGAAAAAACAAGUGUUGGAACCAAGCGUGAAGAUUGUGAAGCGAUUCUUGAUGGAGUAG